GCGAAGACCAAAGUGACAUGCACAAGUUUGGGUUAAAAUGUUGUUUAUUGUUUGUGUUUUCAAAGCAGCUGUUGUCUAAAUCAAGAUGUUUAAGAUACGUAAAUCUAAGGAUGAGGAGCCAACUGCUCCAGGGCAGGUGAAAAUUAAAAAGAAGUCAAGGGUGCCUGGAGUUAUGAUCACCCAGUAUGUGGAAGAACUACCUGAAGGAAUGAGCACCCCAGAUUUCACUCGGAAACCUAUUGCUCUGACUAUCCAAGAAGGAAAACUGGCUAUUUUCAGAGCAAUAGUUACCGGCAAACCAGAACCAACUGUGACCUGGGUGAGAAAUGAGGGAGAAAUUGAUGAUGAAAUGUACAAAAUUACCCACGAUACAAGUUCUGGUGAAUACCAGCUACAGAUACCAGAUGUAUCGGUGGAUCAAGCUGACACCUACAAGUGUUAUGCCAGAAAUGAAUAUGGAAAAGCGGUUGUAACAGCUGUGCUCAAUGUUAUUGAAGUUGGCUAUAAAAAGAGCAGAGCCUUGAAAGAAUCAAGAACAGCUAUCCGAGAAACACCUGAGGAUUUCAAAAAGGCCUUAAAAAACACGGUUGACAUUGAGUCUAAAGAAGAAGAAAAACCAGAAAUUGAUGACAAGUUUUGGGAACUGUUGUUGAGUGCCGACAAAAAAGAUUACGAGAGCAUCUGUGCUCAGUAUGGUGUCACUGAUUUUCGUGGGAUUCUAAAGAAACUAAAUGAAAAGAAGAUUGAAAGGGAGCAAGAGCAAGAAAAGGUUGUUGAGAGACUAUGCAACCUAAAGCCUAUUGAAAUGAGAGAAAAUGGUGCUGCAGAGUUUGAACUUGAAAUGUCACUGAAAGACAUUACUAGCAAAAUCUUCCUAUACAAGGAUGGAGUUAUGGUUCCAUUUGAUUGUGACACAGAGGUAAAACACGGAUUGAGACAAGUGGGGAAGAAGUUUGUGUUCAGCAUCAAUGGUGUUAGUCCAGAGGAUGCAGGAUUAUACCAAGUGGAAGUUGAUGGAGUUAAGAUCUUCUCAACAGACUUAAAACUUCCACCUGUAGACUUCCUGGUCAAGAUUCAAGACGUGAAAGCAGAGGAAAGAGAAGAUGCUGUGUUUGAGUGUGUCAUCUCACAUCCCAUGCAUAAGAUAAAUUGGGUUGGAAAGAAUACUCCAUUGGAGCAAGGGGACAAAUAUGACAUCAUUGUGUCAGAGGACAAGCUGAUUCAUACAUUGGUGGUGAAGGACUGCAUGCCAUUGGACAAAGGAAUUUAUGCAGCUAUGACUGGACAAAAAUCCUGCAAUGCCUGGCUUAUAGUGGAAGCUGACAAUGAUCCAAACUCACACGGAAAGAAGAAAGCUCGCAAAACAACCCGAGCUGGUGGUGGUGGAGCCGAUCUUUUGAAAAUUGCUCAGGAGCAACAGGCUAAGAUACAGCUGGAGAGAGAUGAGAUGAUUGCAAGGGCAAAGGAAAGGGCUGAGGCUGAAGCAGCGGCGGCAGCCGCAGCGGCAGCUGAGAAGGCAGAAGCAGAUGCUAAAGCUAAAGCAGAAGCAGAAGCUAAAGCUAAAGCUAAAGCAAAAGCGAAGACCAAGGGGAAGACAAAGGCAAAGGGACAGACAAAGACAAAAGUAAAGGGGCAGACAAAGGCUGGAGAUGGCACAGAUAAGGCAGGGGAAGAUGUAGAAGAGGAAGAUGAUGAGGAAGAGGAUGAGCAGGAAGGAGAAGUACCAACUGAGGGUAAAUCAUCAAAAGCUAAGCAGGAGCUACAAGCAAAGGAAGAAGGGGCUCCUGAUACUGAAGAAGAGGAGCCUGUUCAAGAGAAAAGAAAGAGAGUGAGAGCAGGCCCACUUGUCCCUGAUACCAUCAUUGACCCAGGAGUAUACUUCACUAGUGGACUUUCAGAUGUAACUGCUAUCAUUGGUACUGAUGCCGAACUGGUCUGCAGACUGAGCAGUGAGGACUGCGAUGGAGUCUGGUACAAAGAUGGCAAAGAGAUAACAACCACAGAUGAUAUCUGUAUUGUCAAAGAUGGGACUUAUCGCAAACUAAUUGUCAAAAACUGCAAAGAAGACGAUACUGCAAAGUACCGAUUUGAGGCUGAUGGGCGUAAAACAGAAGCAGUGCUAAAGAUUGAAGAUCCUCCAAGAAUCAACCCCGAUGACCUCGCUGACUUCAUGAAACCUGUUACAAUCAAAACUGGCAAAGAUGCAGCCUUCAAGCUGUCUUUUGUUGGACGGGAACCCAUGAAGAUACAGUGGUACCAUGAAGGCGAAGAGUUGUUGGAGGACAGCCAUACCAAGAUUGAGAAGUCUUCCUCACACAGCCGUCUGCUGUUGACAAAGUGCCCACGCAAAAUCACAGGAGAAAUUAAGAUUAAGAUUAAAAAUGAAUGUGGAAUAACUGAGGCCAUCUCCCAGCUCAUUGUAUUAGAUAAACCAACACCACCACUAGGCCCUGUGGAUAUUAUCGAAAGUUCUUCUUCUUGCAUCGAGUUCAAAUGGAGGCCUCCUAAAGACAAUGGAGGGUCCCCUAUCACUGACUACAUCCUGGAGCGCCAGCAAAUUGGCCGAAACAGCUGGAAGAAACUGGGCAAAAUUGGCCCAGAGGCUAAAUACAGGGACACUGAUGUGGAUCAUGGCAGAAAGUACUGCUAUCACAUCAGGGCUGAAACUGAUCAAGGCAUCAGUGAAAUGAUGGAGACUGAUGACAUUCAGGCAGGAACAAAGGCAUACCCUGGACCUCCUUCUACACCAAAAAUUGUUAGUGCUUUCAAGGAUUGUAUCAAUCUUGCUUGGUCUGCACCUUCCAAUACUGGAGGAACCAACAUUUUGGGAUACAACGUGGAGAAACGCAAGAAAGGCAGUAAUCUGUGGAGCUUUGUCAACCCACCAGAUCAGCCCAUUAAAGAGAAAAAGUAUGCAGUGAAGGAUGUUGUUGAAGGCAUCGAGUACGAGUUCCGUGUAUCAGCUAUCAACAUCUCUGGUGCCGGAGAGCCAAGUUCCCCAUCUGAAUUUGUGAUUGCGAGAGAUCCAAAGAAGCCCCCUGGAAAAGUUAUCGACUUGAAGGUGACUGACUCUACAUACACCACCUUAUCGCUGGGGUGGACCAAACCCAGGGAGGAGGAGGGGGUCCAAGAUGAGGCCAAAGGAUACUUUGUGGAGCUCAGACCAGCAGAAAAUCCAGAGUGGGAUCGUUGUAACACCAAUGCUAUCAUUAUGACCUCCUAUACUAUUAUGGGUCUGAAGUCUAUGGCCAUGUACUGGGUAAGAGUCAUAGCCACCAAUGAGGGUGGAGACAGUGAGCCUCAAGAGUUGGACAACUACAUCAUUGCAAUGCCUCCUCCAGUGAGACCCCAUUUCACUGACAGAAAAAUAAAGAACUUCAUCGUAAUGAGAGCUGGGAACUCUGCGCGGGUCAACUUCAACUUUCAGGCCUCUCCAAUACCAGAUAUUACAUGGCUCAAGGAUGGCCUGCCUGUAGCUAAGCAUGUGACAGUGAGCAACUCAGACACAUCAUCACAGUUAAUGAUCCCCUCAGCAGAGCGUCAUGACACUGGGAUCUACACAAUCAUUGUGAAGAAUAUUGUUGGUCAAGAGACCUCCAGUGUUGAGAUAAGAGUCACAGACGACCCCAAGCCUCCAGGCCCUGUGGAGCUGGAGGAAAAUGUGUCAGGAACAGUGACCGUCUCCUGGACUCCAUCUCCUGAUGAGAAAAAAGACGACAGGCUUCACUACAUGAUCACCAAGCGCGAUUCGGUUAAGCGCACUUGGCACACUGUGGCUGACCAUCUUUUCAAUAACAAGUUCACUGCCAUCAAUAUCAUGCCAGGACGGCAGUAUCAGUUCCGGGUCUAUGCCAAGAAUGACAUGGGGCUUUCCGAACCCUCUGAGUCACCAACCUGGGAAGUGAGGAGGAAGAAAGAAACAUUUUCUGUGACUCUCCCAGCCUCAAAGGACUGCAGCUUUGAGGCGCCUCCUUCUUUCACUGUUCCGCUAAAAAUGCGCAACAGUCCAGAAAGCUAUGAAUGCUACAUGAGUUGUGCUGUGACAGGAAACCCCAAACCCCAUGUUACUUGGUACAGAAAUAACGUCAGCCUUAACACCAACACUAACUACUACAUCACUAACACAUGUGGGGUCUGCUCCAUGGUGAUACUCAAAGUUGGGCCCAAGGACAGUGGGGAUUACACAGUCAUUGCAGAAAACCCUCUGGGUAGAGUGGAGUGUUCAACUAAACUUGUCGUUAAAGGUAAAAACUCCUUCUCAGUUAUUUGUUACAUUUUAAAAUCUGUUCCUAUGGCUAUACUUUGCUUUAACAGCUCUCUUUUCUUCCUUCUUCUCCCUCAGAUUAGGAUGACGCAGUGGUCCUUAACUCCCAAAAACACCUGCCCCAUUAAAAUGAAUGGCAUGUAAAUGGUUUACCAAUCUGAACAGUGCUGUCAUUUUUGGGUUUUUUGUGAAUUACUAUAUUCAUGUGUUUAAACAAACUGUGAUGGAAAGAAAGAAAGAAAGAAAGAAAGAAAGAAACAAACAAACAAACAAACAAAUGUUAUAAAGCACUAAGGACAAAUUUGAGCGAUUCAAACAGAUUUGGUUGUAUUUGAGUGCAAAUUAUCACAGUUUAUCUGUUGGGUGCCAAUUAGACAUUUGAGAUUCAACAUGAGUGAUAUGCAAGAGCUUGCAUCCACACAUGUUCAUUUUUUUACAUUCAUUCAACUCAGCUGUGAUUAUAGUUAGUUUUCUUUGCUGUUUUCUGAAUAAGACAUACAAUUUGCUGGCUUUUCUGAAGAUACGACCUCAUGGAAAAUUGACAAUAUGACAAUAUGGCUAUAACUGAGUAUGUUUUAGUGUGUGUUUGAUUAAUCCUUAUGCCAAAAUGUAAA
This is a messenger RNA of Thunnus maccoyii (southern bluefin tuna), 4878 nucleotides long. RefSeq names its product immunoglobulin-like and fibronectin type III domain-containing protein 1. The coding region runs from base 86 to 4408 and encodes 1440 amino acids. The record is from RefSeq and is a predicted model, not a curated record. Gene Ontology annotation, molecular function: protein binding. Lineage: Eukaryota; Metazoa; Chordata; Actinopteri; Scombriformes; Scombridae. The transcript is spliced from 22 exons.